Pangasianodon hypophthalmus (striped catfish) is the source of this 4758-nucleotide messenger RNA. RefSeq names its product major facilitator superfamily domain containing 14A2 (gene slc71a1-2). Gene Ontology annotation, molecular function: transmembrane transporter activity. Gene Ontology annotation, cellular component: membrane. Bases 377 to 1858 code for a protein of 493 amino acids. The transcript has 12 exons. Gene Ontology annotation, biological process: transmembrane transport. The record is from RefSeq and is a predicted model, not a curated record. NCBI's taxonomy places the organism in Eukaryota, Metazoa, Chordata, Actinopteri, Siluriformes, Pangasiidae.
ACAAUAGAUAGUAAAUAGUUUUAGCCUUUCAAGUUUAAUUCUGAUACGAGUUAAGGUUAAAUAAAUACAUAAAUAAAGUACCUGGACAGCGGUUUUGAGUGUACACUAUUAGCCAAUCACAGCACAGCAGGUGGAACACGAUUGCCCAAUCAUAACGCGGGAACGGAGGAGUGCUAACCAAUCAGAGCGAAGUAGGCAGGAUUUGUUGGAAUACGGAAGUGGAAAAAUAAUAGCGCUACACUGAGCUGGAGAAUUGAAUCAUUCAGUUAGCGAGGAAGCUAACGUGUUGGGCUAAUAUCCGGCUAGCCUAAGCUAAGCAAAGCUACUAGGGCAAGUCCAUCCGUCUUUCUGCUAAAAGGAUGGAUAUAAGCUAACGAUGACCGGAGAGAAAAAGAAGAAGAAGCGGCUGAACCGCAGCAUUCUUCUGGCCAAGAAAAUCAUCAUUAAAGAUGGAGGCAGUCCACAGGGGAUGGGUGAGCCAAGUGUGUACCAUGCAGUGGUCGUCAUCUUCCUGGAGUUCUUCGCCUGGGGACUCCUUACCACACCUAUGCUCACGGUGUUGCAUCAGACGUUCCCCCAGCACACAUUCCUGAUGAAUGGACUCAUUCAUGGAGUUAAGGGUCUCCUGUCGUUCCUCAGUGCUCCUCUGAUUGGUGCUCUCUCUGAUGUUUGGGGUCGGAAGUCGUUCCUUCUGCUCACUGUCUUCUUCACCUGCGCACCCAUUCCACUGAUGAAGAUCAGCCCAUGGUGGUACUUUGCUGUGAUCUCGGUGUCGGGAGUAUUCGCUGUGACGUUCUCUGUCAUUUUUGCGUAUGUGGCCGACAUCACACAGGAGCAUGAGAGGAGCACGGCAUAUGGCCUGGUGUCUGCGACAUUUGCGGCCAGUUUGGUGACAAGCCCAGCGAUCGGGGCAUACUUGUCUCAGGUGUACGGGGACACGCUGGUGGUGAUCCUGGCGUCGGCCAUCGCUCUGCUGGACAUUGGCUUCAUCCUGGUGGCUGUCCCAGAGUCUCUGCCUGAGAAAAUGAGACCAGCAUCGUGGGGAGCUCCCAUCUCCUGGGAACAGGCUGAUCCCUUUGCUUCUCUGAGGAAGGUUGGUCAGGACUCCACAGUGUUGUUGAUCUGUAUCACAGUCUUCCUCUCUUACCUGCCUGAGGCCGGACAGUACUCCAGCUUCUUCCUGUACCUGCGGCAGGUGAUUGGAUUCACCUCAGAGACAGUUGCAGCAUUUAUUGCAGUGGUGGGAAUCCUGUCCAUAUUAGCUCAGACAGUGGUGUUGGGUGUGCUGAUGCGCUCUAUUGGGAAUAAGAACACCAUCCUGUUAGGGCUCGGCUUCCAGAUCCUUCAGCUCGCCUGGUAUGGCUUUGGCUCCCAGCCCUGGAUGAUGUGGGCAGCGGGGGCUGUAGCUGCAAUGUCCAGCAUCACUUUUCCAGCCAUCAGUGCCAUCGUUUCCCGAAAUGCAGAUCCUGACCAGCAAGGUGUGGUACAGGGGAUGAUAACGGGGAUCAGGGGGCUGUGUAACGGACUUGGCCCCGCCCUCUAUGGCUUCGUCUUCUACCUGUUCCACGUGGAGCUGAAUGAGAUGGACGCUGCAGGAGGAGCCGAGAAAGGAACCAAACCCAACAUGGCCAAUCCCACUGACGAGAGUGCCAUCAUUCCUGGUCCCCCAUUUCUAUUUGGAGCGUGCUCAGUUCUCCUCUCCUUGUUGGUGGCGCUCUUCAUCCCCGAACACAAUGCGCUCUCUCUGCGGCCUGGCAACUACAAAAAACACACCAGCACUGCCCAGAGCCACGCCCACACCCCUCAGGGUGGAGCCUGUGAAGGCAAAGAGCCUCUACUGGAUGACAGCAGCGUAUGACCCCACCCACUGCCACCUCAAACACAUGAGGGUGGAGCCGGUGAGAAGAAGAGGCCUUUCUAUUGGUCAGGGUCAGUGUCUGCCUCCGCCCACUGUCGCCUCACACACAUCAGGGCAGAGCCAGUGAUAAGAAAUAGCCUUUCUAUUGGACAGGUUCAGUGUCUGACUCUGCCCACUGCCACCUCAAACACAUCAGGGUGGAGAAUGAUUGCACUCUAUGACUGUGCCCACUUACCUCAAUCAUACACAUUUCUCCCUAGUUUUUGAGCUCAAAUACACAUUACGGCGGACCUUGUGAGAAUUAGAUGAUAGCAGUGCAUAAUUCCACCCACUGCUGCCAAACACACGCCCAAGCAGAAAUUGGCCUUACUGGAUGUGAACAUUGUAUGAUUCCACCCACUGCCAUCUCACACACAUCAGGGCGGAGCCUACAAAGGACCAAUGCCAUAUGUCCCCACCUACUGGCACACUAAAGACUAAUCAGGUUGGAGCCUGUGGGAAGUGAAUGACAGCAGUGUAUGACUCCACCCACUGCCACCUCAAAUGCACCUCAGGGUGGGGUCACGUACAUGAUUCCACCCACUUUCCCUUGUUUUGCCCCCCAACAAAUGUUUGACCGUACUGACCUCCAUCAGCUGAACACACACUUCAGAACGCUGUGUGUGGAUGACGUUAGCGCGCACACAUGUACACACAUACACAUACAGUGUUUAUAAGAACUGUUUAAACAGUCUGGUGGUUUUUACAGGUGUGUGUGUGUGUGUGUGUGUGUGUGUGUGUGUGUGUGUGUGUGGUGGAUAUCUUCUCUCUCUAUAUUCUGUUACUACUGAGGCCAUAUCACAGCGGCUGUGUCCUGAAUGGUGCCGUACUCCCUUUUCCCUACAGAGACACUUUGGUCUGUGUACACUGUACAGUUUUUUAGACAUUUCUAGACUGCUGUGGUGCAUUGUGGGUCAUUAUUGAUUUGAUAUUAGCUUGUUGCGGUGCAUUAUGGGAUUUAGUCCACUUUGUUUGUGGAUGUAACAGAUGCCUGAUGUAGUGCAGUAUGUAGUGUACAGGGUGUGGACUGGGACACGCAGCAUCUCCAUCAUUAAAUCCGCUGCCUUCGUUUACUGUGAGCUGAAAAUCUGUACCCUGAUGACGGCGCUGUCUGUCUCUCUGACUGUCUGUCUCUUUGAUUUCUGUCUUUUUGUCUCUUUCUGUUUCUCUCUCUUUCGCCCAUUUUGAGAGGGUAAUCCGGUGAGCACAUGGUUUUAGACCACAUAAGAAAUGACAACUCUGCUAUCACUGACUGAAAGUGAAUGACCACCAAUUAUUUGCUAAUUGGUGGAUAUUAGUUUUUAGGAGUGUGUGUGUGUUGUACUGUGUGUGUGUGUAUGUAAAAAAAUGAAACAGAAUAUUUCAGUGAAACUGUAAAGCAGUCAGCGAGCUGUAAAUAACAGGAAAUUAACAAGCCACUAUUUAUUAAAAGGUUCCUGAUUCUCAGCGCUUGACGCCUCGUCGACUUCCUGUGUGAGAGAUUUAUUGAUCUCCAGCUCAGUGUGGAGGUGCUGGGGAUUAUUAUGGGGUGGAUUUCAGCUCCUUCACAGAAUGUUAGUUAAAAUAAAGAUUCAGAUUUAAGUUUAAAACAGCAGAACAGAGAGAAGAGUUUAUUUCUACACAUGGAGAAUAGGACUGAUUUCUUUAUACAUCAUAAAAUAUAGAAAUAAGAACUGAAGAAUGAGGAUGUGGGAAAGAUUUACAGAGAGAAUGAAGACAUUGAGAUUAAAUCAUACAAAAGCAAAAGAAUAAUAAUUACUACUGUAUGAAUAUUUACACUUUUAUAUAAUAAUAUAAAUAUUAUUAAUAGUAUGUUAUCUUUCAUUAAUCUAGUUAUUUUAAUAUUUAUUUAAAUUAUUACACAAUUUAUUAUUUAAAUAAAUCAAAUUAAUAAUUACAAAAUUAAAUUAAAUUAGGUUAAUAAUAAUAAUAAUAAUAAGCACACUGGGCUCAAAAAAGUAACAGUGCCAAAAUUUUAUUUAUGUUUUUUUGUUGUUAUUUUUCCCUGAUUUUGUCCUUAAUUUAUUCUUGGCCAAUUCCCACCCACCAGUCAGCUCUCCACCUAUCAUAUAACAGAUACUUGCCCCGGAGGGUGAAGACUUAACACAUGCUUCCUCUGCGACACAUGAAGCCAACCACACCUUUUCUCUUUGCAUCACGGAGCAGCAUAACACAUUUAGAGGAAAGUGCUAUCUGCCCUCUUCCAUAAACAUGAACUCACAGACACCCAUGAUUGGCUGAUGUCGCUGUGAUUGACAGAGAGAGUAUACCCCUCCCACCCAGAAAGUAUGGACACUUUAGCUCUUUUGGAGUCUGGGUCACAGUUGGCAGAGGAAUUGUCGGGAUUUGAACUCGUGGUCUGUAGAUAAUAGGUUGAAUGCUUUUCUGUUGCGCCUCUUGGGAGCCCAAAAAUGCUUUUCUUAAAAAAACUGUUCAUUUCAGCCGGCUCUGAAAAAGAUCUCCAGUGUUACAGAAAUAAAGAAAAUUGUGUUUUCAAAUUAUUGUCUACUGCUUUAAACUGCUUUGUUUAAAUAUCUUUUUACUGCACAUUAAAGUAAAUAUCCUUUUACUGCACAUGCACUCAACAGAUACUGACACUGAUGUGUAAAACAUUGUAUAGAACCAUGGUUCUCAAAGUGAGCUCUGAAUGUAUUGCUUUAUUUAACUCAUGUGAUUAAAUAUUAUUAUUAUUAUUAUUAUUAUUAUUUAAUAUAAUUUAGCUCAGUUGAAAUGCAAUGGAUUUAAAACUCAAUAGUUAAAACAUUAAUAAUGUUAAGUGUAUUAUAAUAAAACCGGGAUGUGAUAAAGAUUUAAAUGAUGAUGAGGGGAAAGUUGAGGAAUAAAAGCUCUAAUGGCUGGAA